This is a messenger RNA of Sorex fumeus (smoky shrew), 1627 nucleotides long. RefSeq names its product syntaxin 3 (gene STX3). Gene Ontology annotation, molecular function: SNARE binding; SNAP receptor activity. The transcript has 10 exons. The coding region runs from base 74 to 1000 and encodes 308 amino acids. The record is from RefSeq and is a predicted model, not a curated record. Lineage: Eukaryota; Metazoa; Chordata; Mammalia; Eulipotyphla; Soricidae. Gene Ontology annotation, biological process: synaptic vesicle fusion to presynaptic active zone membrane; exocytic insertion of neurotransmitter receptor to postsynaptic membrane; intracellular protein transport. Gene Ontology annotation, cellular component: presynaptic active zone membrane; endomembrane system; SNARE complex.
CCCCGCCGCCCCUUCCGGCCGCUCACCUGGGACGCGCUCACCUGGCCGCGCGCGCGCGCGCCGGGGCGGCAGGAUGAAGGACCGGCUGGAGCAGCUGAAGGCCAAGCAGCUGACACAGGAUGACGAUUCCGUGGAUGUGGAGAUCGCGAUCGACAAUACGGCUUUCAUGGAUGAGUUCUUCGCCGAGAUCGAGGAAACGCGGCUCAACAUCGACAAGAUAUCAGAGCACGUGGAGGAGGCCAAAAAGCUCUACAGUGUCAUCCUGUCCGCACCCAUUCCAGAGCCAAAAACCAAGGAUGACCUGGAGCAGCUCACAGCCGAGAUCAAGAAAAGGGCCAACAACGUCCGGAACAAGUUGAAGAGCAUGGAGAGGCACAUUGAAGACGAAGAAAUCCGCUCGUCCGCAGACCUUCGCAUCCGGAAAUCCCAGCACUCCGUCCUGUCCCGGAAGUUUGUGGAGGUGAUGACCAGAUACAACGAGGCGCAGGUGGACUUCCGCGAGCGCAGCAAAGGGCGAAUCCAGCGGCAGCUCGAAAUCACUGGCAAGAAAACCACCGAUGAGGAGCUGGAGGAGAUGCUGGAGAGCGGAAACCCCGCGAUCUUCACUUCCGGGAUCAUCGACUCUCAGAUUUCCAAGCAAGCCCUGAGUGAGAUCGAGGGGCGGCACAAGGACAUCGUGCAGCUUGAGAGCAGCAUCAAGGAGCUGCACGACAUGUUCAUGGACAUCGCCAUGCUGGUGGAGAACCAGGGAGCCAUGAUUGACCGGAUUGAGAACAACAUGGACCAGUCAGUGGGCUUCGUGGAGCGGGCCGUGGCCGACACCAAAAAGGCCGUCAAGUACCAGAGCGAAGCUCGGCGGAAUCCAAUUUUUCUCCAGCCUGGAGUGGCCACCUAUGACUUUAGAUGGAAAUGGAGUUGGAAUGGCGCACCCGAGAGCGAGAGAAACCAUUCCUUUGUUUCCGUGUCACCAUCCCUGGACCUGACCCAGCCAACAAUUUAGCCCUGGAGGAACCCCGUCGCCCGAGCGCAACCCCGAGUUCUCCAAACCUUCUCCUGCCCCACCAAUGCCGAAGUGCCUUUUCUCCUGGAUGAUGAAGUAGCCAUUUGUGUUUCUUCAUUCUGACGUGUCAAAUUGGACACUGCACCUUGUCAUUCAGAUGUGUCAAAUUAGACACUGCACCUUGAAAAGCUUAGCUGAGGCCUUCCCAAGGUGCUGUAUUUUCUACCUCAUGGAGGAUUCUUCUCCUAGAAAUUGCUUUUAUUUGGGUGGGGUUGGGGUGAUUCUCUAGAAGAAAGUAAAGGGAUUCUUCUAAGUCUAGCAGUGAGAAGGCCUGGUACCUGAGACUUCUGCCAGGCAGGACCCUGAUCCUCAGUCUGUUUUUCCCUAUGUCAGGAAAUAAGAGGGACCGGCAGAUGUCAUUUUGGUCUCAGCAGUUGGGCUAUUUGAAAUUAGGCUUUAAGCUACUCUCAGCUUGGUGACCGGCCAACUUUGAUCUUUGCAUAUGCUGUAUUUGCUCAUGUUUACCCAGGGAGGCACCAGGUUGACCAUCCUUCGAGGUUACCAUCUGUUAGCAUUGAAAGUCUGGUUCUUGUUUCCAUGUCUGAGUCCUGGAAACCAGCUAGCUGU